Messenger RNA from Solea solea (common sole), 3933 nucleotides. Its product is annotated as E3 ubiquitin-protein ligase RNF38-like. The record is from RefSeq and is a predicted model, not a curated record. The transcript is spliced from 12 exons. Bases 1062 to 3008 code for a protein of 648 amino acids. Lineage: Eukaryota; Metazoa; Chordata; Actinopteri; Pleuronectiformes; Soleidae.
CUACACUCCCUGCUGACCAGAGAAAACACAGCGAAAGCGAGAGGGGCUUUAAACUGGACUAAUUCUGUCCACCUUUAUUUGACGGAUAAGGUAGCUGUCUGCGCACUCGCAUAAUAUGAACUAAUCCGGCGGUAGCUCCGGGAAACCGCCGGCCUAACUUGAAAACAGCACAACGUUUGCUAGCUUGUAAUGUCGGCAGUUGGACUUGUUUUCCCCUCUAGACCCCGCUUCCCUUUAGCCUCGGGCUAGCUGGAAAAUCGACAUUAUGCUAAUGAACGAGCAGGUAUAGUUCGCCGAUGCAGAGGGGUGUAACUUCACUGUACAGCGGGUAGUCCGUUUGAAUUUAGCUGCAAUUUAAUCAACGCACCCGUGCCGAUAAGGUUGCUUCACUGCAGGAUACCAGGGCGGCUGGUUUUCUUUUAGUUUGCUAACGCUCGACAGCUAGCCAUCUUGCCUGUGUUUGGGAUUUAAGUAUUAAACCCGUCUAGCAUUUAGCGGUGGAUAUUAACUUCAGUUACAGUCGCUUGUUAAUGUUUUUACUUCCACAAUUGACGUAUCCGUUUAGAACCCAGCCAGUUUGAGACCAGUGCCUUUAAAACACUUUGUUUUACUGUGGAAAACCUGACAGCGUUCCUCUGUGAACGGACAAUAGAGAAGCUGAGACUUGCUCAGGUUUGUUCUAGUGUCGAUAAAAACUACUGAUAACAAAACUGCGUUUUCAUUAUAGAAUCAUAAACUGUAUCCUCUUUUUUGGGGGCAAAUGUUAAUGCUUGUGCGCGUAUAUAAGUGGUGAAAUUGAUUAAUAAGCGGAUAUUUUCGUUAAGCUGUUGAGGACAGUGCUUCCAGGUACCUCACCUCAUUAUGUUUAAACAACAGCUUUAAAUGCUUCAGAAAAUACUAGCAGUUGCCGGUCGUCGUCAGAGUUAAUCAGGUAGACCGAGAGACGCGCAGAGGCGGUUUGAAGAGGAAGGGAGGCUCCUGUCCGUUUCUGGACGUCCGUCUCUCUUGCACUACCUUCAUCACGUCCAUCCACUACAGUCCCCUGCUCCUCCUCGCCUGUCAUGGACCCCCCGAGGACUCGGUCGCGGUCUCGGUCUGGCUUCUAUCAUUUCGGCAUGAACGGCGGUGUAGGGAACAGUGGCGGUGGUAGCAAUGUCGGUACCGGCAGCUUGAUGAGCGCCAGCGGAGGAGGGGUGAGCUACCCGCAGCAGAGCAACUCUGGCUGGGCUCCCCACCACGGUGGCCGUAGCUACUCCGAGAGCCAGCAGCAGCAGCAGCAGCAGCAGCACACACAGGGGAGCUACAUGUCCGCAGGGGCUCAGCGCCACUCUUCGCUCGGAGCUCACAGACACCCCGGGGCCGGAGGAGUGCUACAUUUUCAUCCAGACAGUGUGUGCAAUGACGAUGGGGACAAAAUGGAAGACAGCCCAAGCCCCAAGAGGCAGCGUCUUUCCCAGCAGUCCAUGUUAGAUCUGAGCUCGGCACCUCCCUCCACUCCAUCCUCUCCCAUACGCCCAUGGGAGCUACCUCCCAGUCGCAGACCACACCCCCACUACAUGCCAGAGAGAUGCCACACACCUGUUCGAAACCGUCGCAGCCCUCCAGUGAGACGACAGCGAGGCCGGAGAGAUCGUCUGACUCGCCACCACCACCACCACCCUCACAACAACCACCAUCACUACAACAGCAACAACAACAACCACCACCACCACCACCACCAUCACCCCAACGCCCACCAUCACCCCAAUGCCCACCAUCAUCAUCACCACCACCACCUGCAUUCCCACCAUGGUCCAUCCUCAGCCCACCAGGAUGAAAACUACCGUCAUCCAGCUCCUCCUCAGGGCUUCCCACCUUACAGCCAGCAGCCACCCCGAGGGCCAGUGCCUGACGAGCGCUCAGGAUACCACCCUGCAAACCCUUCCCCCAGGCCCCUCCACCAAUCACCAAAUCUGUCUCCCAGGCUGCUGCACCCUGCAGCCCAUCCACACCCACACCCUCACCCGUCCCAGCAACAAAACAGUGUGGUGCUAGACAUCCAUGAACAGGGUUCCGUUCCUGUAUCAUAUCCUAUGUCUCCUGCGGGGGCGCCACCUGGCUUGCCGCCUCGCUCUGCCCCUCAGCAGAUCCCAGCGUGCUCUGUGGUUUUUAGUGGACAGCACUAUCCCGUCUGCAGCGUCCCUCCUCCUGUCCUUCAAACAUGUUCGGUUCAACACUUACCAAUGCCCUACCCCUUCCCAUCAUUGCUGUCCAGUGACCCAGCCUUCCUGCUCCCCCCUCCUCACCUCCCCCACCCAACACAUCUUUCGCACCACCCACCUCAUUUGCCACAGCCUGGACAGUUUGGACCCUAUCCCACACAGCAGGCACGAUCGCCAUUACAGAGGAUAGAAAAUGAUGUGGAGCUGCUAGGGGAGCAUCUAUCUUUGGGUGCUGGGAUCCACUAUCCACCUGCUACCCACCCAGCCCUUACCCCACACUCUGCACAGCUUCACUUCCUCUCCCAUGACCCCUUACCACAGGAGUUCUUUGGAGUGUCCUAUCCAAACUUCAUUCCUCGACGUCUCCCUGGGCGACGGUAUCGCUCACAACAGCCACUGCCACCUUCGCCUUACCACCCCAGCCUCCUGCCUUACUUCCUUUCAAUGCUGCCAGUCCAGCCCACAGGUCCUGCGAUCAGCCUAGAGCUGGAUGUAGACGAUGGAGAGGUGGAAAACUAUGAGGCCCUCCUGAACCUCGCAGAGCGUCUGGGAGAGGCCAAACUCCGAGGACUGACCAAGGGAGACAUUGAACAGCUUCCCUCCUAUCGGUUCAAUCCAAAUAACCAUCAGUCUGAGCAAACAUUAUGUGUGGUAUGUAUGAGUGAUUUUGAGUCCCGCCAGCUGCUGCGAGUCCUGCCUUGCAGCCACGAGUUCCACGGGAAGUGUGUUGACAAAUGGCUGAGGGCUAACAGAACGUGCCCCAUUUGUCGGGCCGAUGCCUCAGAGGUUCAACGAGACUCAGAGUGACCACAUGAAGGUGCCAGACUCUCCGCUGUCUGUCUGACACAUUCAGUACUGCCUGCUCCGAUUCUCAUGACACACAUGGGUGCUUGUUGUAUACACACACACACCAUUUCUUUCUCUUUGUACAGCACACUCGUCUGUUUACUCUCUUUGAUUUUCUCACUUUGCACAGCUCUUUUACCGUCUGUCAUCUUUCCUUUAAAUUUACAAACACGGGGUCCUCGCAAUUGACCCACCUUACUGCAGUGAUGUGUGUGUGUGUGAGAGAGAGAUUGAGACAGAGAGAGAGAGUGUAUGUUUGUGUGCAUACAUGCACCUGAAAUGUUCAGUAUCGUAUGGUCAGACUCAUGGUGCUGGCUGUGAUGUGUGUGCGUGUGUGUGUUUGGCAGAUUAAUAGGUGUCCUGGAGCAUGCCUGAGUUCCUGUUGUGUAUCACACAACACUAACAACAUCUGAGGUUUUUUUUGUCGUCCUGAGUUUACUAUGUUUAUGCACUGUGUGUGUGUGUGUGUGUGUGUGUGUGUGUGUGUGUGUGUGUGUGUGUGUGUUAUAGACCUUGAUCCUUUUCUUUAGUUUGACACUAAGGGUCCAUGCUGCCACUCAUUUACCUAUUUGUUUGGUUUGUUUCAGCAAAAUUAUUAUUAUUAUUAUUAUUAUUAUUAUUGUUAUUAUUAUCAGUUAUAGGUGAUUGUUUCCUGCCCAGCUGUUACCUCAUCAUUCCGGCUUUGGUUAUCUUUGAUUACAAGCGCUUUACGGCACCACUUUUGAAAUUAAGCACAUUAUAUUAUGCAGUUUUCUUUUUUCCUUAUUUUAUUAGAAACAAUAAGUUUGUUUGUGACUUUGCAAUGGCACAUGUGUUACAUAUUAUACAUAUAUACACUGUAUAAAUCUAUGAAUAUCUGUAUACCAAAUAAAAGGCUUAAUAUUAA